GCUUUCUUCUGGGCACUCGGCAGACCCUCCUUGAGACGACUGACGGCGGUAGUACAUGGACCAAGAGGGACAUCCAGGCAGCCCUGGACGAGGGAUUCAACUACAGAUUCACGUCCAUCGACUUUGCUGGUGACGAGGGCUGGAUCGUUGGCAAGCCGGCCAUCCUGCUGCACACCACAGAUGGGGGCGCAAACUGGGAACGCAUACCGCUCAGUGGCAAACUGCCAGGCACCCCCAUUGUGAUCACUGCACUGCCAGGGGCAAAGGGGCAGGCAGAGAUGACCACAGACCAGGGUGCAAUCUAUGUCACAAGUGAUGGGGCAUACACGUGGCGUGCAGCGGUGCAAGAGACGGUGGAUGCCACACUCAACAGGACUGUGUCCAGCGGCAUCUCCGGUGCCUCAUAUUAUGAGGGCUACUUUGCCAACAUCAACCGCAGCAAGUCAGGUGACUAUGUGGCUGUCAGCUCCCGAGGCAACUUCUACAUGACCUGGUCCCCAGGGGACCAAUUCUGGUCACCCCACAACCGUCCUAUCGCCCGCCGGGUGCAGAACAUGGGCUGGACGGUUGACAACAAGCUGUGGCUGACGACACGAGGGGGGGACGUUUAUGUUGCCAGCGACCCCGGCAUCUCUGAGAGCUUCAAGCAGACACAGAUUGGCGCAAGGGGCUUUGGGAUCCUGGACGUUGGGUUCAGGAAUGAAAAGGAAGGCUAUGCCUGCGGCGGCAGCGGCAGCCUCUUCAAGACGGUGGAUGGCGGGAAGACGUGGAAGCGUGACCGGAGCUUUGAUGACAUCCCAGCCAACCUGUACGACAUCAACUUCAAGAAUGGCAAGAACGGCUUCGUCCUUGGAAACAACGGCGUGCUUCUCAAGUACAUCGCCUGA
Messenger RNA from Ostreobium quekettii, 887 nucleotides. NCBI's taxonomy places the organism in Eukaryota, Viridiplantae, Chlorophyta, Ulvophyceae, Bryopsidales, Ostreobiaceae. The record is from the annotation of a GenBank genome assembly.